CUGGGAUGUACUGGGAUGAGCUGGGAUGAGCUGGGGGGCCAUGCUGGGGUGGGUUGGGACGUACUGGGAUGUACUGGGCUGCAUUGGGGUGUACUGGGAUGUACUGGGGUAUAUUGGAGUAUACUGGGGUAUACUGGGACGUAUUGGAGUAUACUGGGAUAUACUGUGAAAGGGAAAUCCCACGGCACCGGCGCCAAAUCAAGGCUGGACAAAUCCCGGGAGCCCAGCCGAGCACAGGGCCGACAGUCCAAGAAGCCGUCCCACAAAACCCAUCGCCCCACGCCGUCCCCGGACGCGGUGUCCCCGCCGCCGGAGCCCCUGGACGUGGGGUCCAUCCUGGAGGAUCUCCUGGACCGGGUGCUGGCCGAGCACGUGGUGGCCACGGCGGCGCGGCAGCGGGUCCCCUUCGCGGUGGCGCGGGCGCGGGACGCCGUCCUGUUUGUCACCGAGUGGGAGUUCCUGGUGCGGGACGAGGGGGACCCGGACUGCGAGGGGGACUCGGACCCCGAACGAGACGGAGUGUGGGGAGAGGACGAGGAGCCGCAAAGAUGCCCCUGCGACUGCUGGGUGCUGUGCGACGAGGACUGUCUGUCCCUGGAAAAGGGCCCGUCCGAGGAGCUCCCCGCGGCAGCCGAGGCUGGAGCUCCGCUCGAGGGUCCCGGAGAUGUCUCCGACGCUGUCCCCGUCCUGGCUGUCCCUCUGUCCCCAGACCAGGGCCCGUCCGAGGAUCUCGUUGUGACAGCCAAGGCUGGAGCUCCGCUCGUGUGUCCCAGCGAGGUUCCCGACGCUGUCCCCGUCCUGGCUGUCCCUCUGCCCCCGGACCAGGUCCCGGCUGCAGCAGCCGCAGCUUCUCCCGCUCAGGUUCUCGGCGCUGACACCGUGCCCGUGCCAGGGCCAGCCCUCCGGGAGCCGCCCAUCGCUCCCCAGCCCCCGGAGAGGGGUCGCCAGCUCUCUCGGGCCCCCGGGAGGGGCAGCAUCCCCGCCCAGACCCCCAGGAGGGGGAGCCGACCCUCCCGGCCCCCGGCGCCCCGGCCGGCCCCGCCGGACGCUCCCCGAGCCCGGUCUCCGCUCCCGUCCGCGCCCUCGGAAGCCCCGGCGCAGGCAGGGCAGGAGGGCACGGCGAAGCUCGGCCACCAAGUGCCACCUCCGCCAUCCUCCCCCUGCCCCGGCGCGGCCCCGGUGCAGCCGCGCAGAGCCUCCCGCGGCACCGGGCUGCCCCGGCUGGCCGCCCGCCGCCUCGCCGCCCGCUGGGUGCUGCCCGAGGUGAGGGUGAAGGACGUGACCGGCGACCCCGAGCGGGCGCGCUCGGAAGCGUCGCGGUCCCGGCUGGUCCCCUCGGGGUUCCUGCAGGUGCUCCCGGGCCCGGGGCGGGCCCGCAGGGCCGCGGUGCAGCUCUGUGACCCGUGGCUGGCCUCGGCUCGGCUGGCGCCCGGUGUCACCGUGCGCUGGGGCCGCAGCGAGCGGCGCGGGCCGCCCCCGCCGGGGCACGGCGAGGACCUGCAGGAUGAGGAGGCGCUGAGGAGGGCGGAGCAGGAGCUGAAGCCCAUCCUGGCCUACCCCGUGUGCCGGCUCUCGGACUACGGGGAAUGAGAGGAGCAGCUGGAAACCCCCGGGAAUGCGGCAGCUCCCGGUGCUGCCCCAGCUCCGGGUGACCCCCGGCCCUUGAGAGCUCCGGGGCACGGCGCCCCCGGAGCUCGGAGCCCUUUGAAAAGAACAGAAGGAAAUAAAAACCCCUUAAAUGA
Prinia subflava (tawny-flanked prinia) is the source of this 1742-nucleotide messenger RNA. RefSeq names its product chromosome 7 C2orf81 homolog (gene C7H2orf81). The transcript has 5 exons. Lineage: Eukaryota; Metazoa; Chordata; Aves; Passeriformes; Cisticolidae. Bases 16 to 1590 code for a protein of 524 amino acids. The record is from RefSeq and is a predicted model, not a curated record.